AUGGAUGCGGUUGCCAAAAGUAUACAGAGCCCUGCUGACAAUGAUGGGGUAGAACCUAGUGGAAGUGGCAGCUUUUAUGAUGAAGAUGAACCACAACCUGAAGAAUUCAAAUUCUUUUGUACCAGAUAUCCCAUCAAUUUAAAGGAGUUAUAUUUAGAUGGAACUGCAAUGAAAGAACUGCCUUCCUCAAUUGAGAAUGUAUCCCGUCUGAUGGUCCCAGAGAUCCCAUGCAAUUUAAGGAGUUAUAUUAGACGCAACUGCAAUAAAAGAUUGCCUUCUUCAAUUGGGAUAUUGUCCCAGAGUCCCAUGCAAUUUAAGGAGUUUAUUUUAGAUGGAAUGCAGGAAGCGGGCAAAGGUUGUAUGGUUUUCCCUGGAAGUGAAAUUCCGGAGUGGUUUGCCAUUCAAAGUAAUGGAUCUCGCAUAGAGCUACCACGUGGUUCGUUCAAUCAUAACUUGUCGGUUUUGUCGGUUGUGCCAUUAUCGGAAUCAAGAUUGUAUUUCUUCUGCUUUCGAUUUAUUUUCUGUUGGGGGGUCAUUGAUGAUAAAGAGAAGGAAGAUGCCAUGGCACUGGGACAAACUGCCUUAAGGCCUGAAUCAAAACUUAUAGAGAAGAUUAUUGAACAUACUUUGAAGAGAUUGAAUGAUAUGUUGUCUAUUUAUAGUAAGAAAUUGAUUGGAAUAGCAAUGAAGAUUCAAAAAAUUAAAUCUUUAUUAUCUAAUGGGCCAAAAAAAUUAUGCAAGGUAGGGAUUUGGGGUAUGGGUGGUAUAGGCAAAACAACUCUUGCUGAUGUAGUUUUCAACGACAUCUCAAGUCAAUUUGAAGCUUCUUAUUUCACCAAAAAUGUUAAAGAAGCAUCGGAAAAAGGUGAACUAAGUCACUUGCAAAAAGAACUUUUUUCUACAAUAUUAGAGGAUGAACACAUCAAUAUAAGGCUCACAUUCACAAAAGAAAGGCUUGAACGGAAGAGUGUGUUUAUUGUCUUUGAUGAUGUGACAGAUUUAAAACAAAUAAAAGAAUUAAUUGGAGAUCUUGAAUACGUGGGUGUAGGAAGUCAAAUCAUUAUAACAACAAGAGAUAAUCAAGUCCUUAAAAAUUGUGGACCGGAUGAUUCUGCCAUAUAUGAGGUCAAGGGAUUAUGUAGUUAUGAAUCUCUUCAACUUUUUAAACAACGUGCCUUCAAACAAAACCAUCCAAUUGAUGAAGUUUAUAUGAAGCUAUCAAAUAGAGUGAUAGAUUAUACAAAAGGUUUGCCUUUAGCUCUUGAAGUCUUAGGCUGCUUUCUACUUGGUAGAGACAAAUUUGUUUGGGAAAGUGCACUGGAUGAAUUAAAAAAAUCUCCAAAUGAUGUUAUCCAAACACGAACUGAUACGAUACGAGGCAUAUGUUUUGAUAUGUUCCAAAUGAGAGAGAUACACCUGGAUCCGUAUGCUUUCUCGAAGAUGCAUAAUCUAAGAUUCUUGAUUGUGAAUAACUCAGAUCAGAUAGACUAUAAUAAGAGAAUCUUGUCGUACUUAAGAUGCACUGCAGCAAUCUUAAACAACUAUGGACCGGUAUCAAGAGAUGUUAUUCUAUCUGGCUGCUCUAAUCUCAACACUGCUCCAAGGAUCUCAUGUAAUAUGAAACGAUUGUGUUUGGAUGGAACUGCAAUAAAAGAAUUAUCAUCUUCGAUCGAAAGUCCCUCGAGACUAGUUCAAUUGGAUCUUAAGGGCUGUUCAGGGCUUGAGAGUCUUCCAGGCGGCAUUCGUGAAUUGAACUCUCUUGAAUGUCUUAAAAUUUAUGGUUGCUCAAAUGUAAAGAUGGUCCCAGAGAUCCCAUGCAAUUUAAAGGAGUUAUAUUUAGAUGGAACUGCAAUGAAAGAACUGCCUUCCUCAAUUGAGAAUGUAUCCCGUCUAGUAACAUUGAAUCUUAGAAAUUGUUCAAGCCUUGAGAGUCUUCCAGACAGCAUUCGUGAAUUGAAGCCUCUUGAAUGUCUUAAAAUUUCUGGUUGCUCAAAUGUAAAGAUGGUCCCAGAGAUCCCAUGCAAUUUAAAGGAGUUAUAUUUAGACGCAACUGCAAUAAAAGAAUUGCCUUCUUCAAUUGGGAAUGUCUCCGGUCUAGUAACAUUGAAUCUUCGAAAUUGUUCAAGCCUUGAGAGUCUUCCAAACGGCAUUUGUGAAUUGAAGUUUCUUGAAUGUCUUAACAUUUCUGGUUGCUCAAAUGUACAGAUUGUCCCAGAGGUCCCAUGCAAUUUAAAGGAGUUAUAUUUAGAUGGAAUGCAGUAA
This is a messenger RNA of Pistacia vera, 2262 nucleotides long. RefSeq names its product disease resistance-like protein DSC1. The transcript has 9 exons. Lineage: Eukaryota; Viridiplantae; Streptophyta; Magnoliopsida; Sapindales; Anacardiaceae. The record is from RefSeq and is a predicted model, not a curated record. Bases 1 to 2262 code for a protein of 753 amino acids. Gene Ontology annotation, molecular function: ADP binding. Gene Ontology annotation, biological process: defense response.